Nycticebus coucang (slow loris) is the source of this 3113-nucleotide messenger RNA. RefSeq names its product zinc finger protein 83-like. Gene Ontology annotation, biological process: regulation of DNA-templated transcription. The record is from RefSeq and is a predicted model, not a curated record. Lineage: Eukaryota; Metazoa; Chordata; Mammalia; Primates; Lorisidae.
UGCGCGCGCAGUCGCCUGCAGACCCGGAAGUGGAUCGCGUGGACUGAGAGUCACAUCGCCGCGCCAUAUUUUUGACAUUCAGGAUUAACUUCUAAAGAGUCAUAUUACCCAAGGACAAAGCGCAGGAGAGGAACAGAGAGGAUUCAGGAAUGGCUCUUACUCAGAGGCCUUUGAUGUUCAGGGAUGUGGCCAUAGAAUUCUCUCAGGAGGAGUGGCAGUGCCUGGACCCUGCUCAGAGGGCUUUGUACACGGAUGUGAUGUUGGAGAACUAUAGGAACCUGGUCUCCCUGGGAAUCUCUCUUUGUCACCCGAGUGUUUUCUCCAUGUUGGAACAAGAGAAUGAGCCCUGGGCUCUGGAGAAUGAAGUGAAAACAGCAAGAAACCCAGAGGUUGGGGAAUGGAUGCGAGGUGCGAUCUCAGAGGCCUUUGACGUUCAGGGAUGUGGCCAUAGAAUUCUCUCAGGAGGAGUGGGAAUACCUGGACCCUGCUCAGAGGGCUUUAUACACGGAUGUGAUGUUAGAGAACUACAGGAACCUGGUCUCCCUGGAGUCUCGCUAUGUUGCCACUUGGUAGAGUGCCGAGGCGUCACAGCUCACAGCAACCUCAAACUCUUGGGCUUAAGCAGUUCUCUUGCCUUAGCCUCCCAAGUAGCUGGAACUACAGGAAUCUCUCUUUGUCACCCGAGUGUUUUCUCCAUGUUGGAACAAGAGAAUGAGCCCUGGACUCUGGAGAAUGAAGUGAAAACAGCAAGAAACCCAGAGGUUGGGGAAUGGAUGCGAGAUGCGAUCUCAGGUGAGAGAUCAGGUGGGCACAGCGGAAGCAGCACCGUUCCUCAGUGUGUGGGAAAGUCUGCAGGCAUCUCUUCUGUAUGUGUGAUAAGUGAAUGGCCACCUAAAGAGAACAGUAAUACAGGAGAAAUAUCCCCCACAGUGAUGUCGAAAAGGUACCAAAGCCAUGUCAUUGAAGACUUUUGCUUUAGGGAAAUCCAGAAGAAUAAACAUAACUUUGAGCAUCAAUGGAGAGAUGAUGAAAGACAUUCUAGUAGGGUCUAUACGACCCAUCAGGAAAAUCUAACUAGUAGGAGAGAUCAGCAUGAUAGGCAGGAUUCAGAAAACAAGUUUCUUAAUGAUCAGCUGGGACUGGACAUGCAGUCAUAUCCACCAGAACUGCAGCUAUUUAAGGCUGAAGAGAAAAGUUAUGAAUGUAAUCCCAUGGAGAAGUCUGUCAACAAUGAUUCCUUAAUUUCCCCACCCCACAGAAUUCCUUCUGUCAGCCCCCUACUUUCUUAUAAUACUGAUCUUAUGGAUUCAUUAUUCACACAAAGAGAGAAAGCACACAUAGGGACAGAACAUUACAAAUGUGUUGAAUGGGACAAGGCCUUGAAUCAAGGGUUACAUUUCACUAUUCAUCAAAUAAUACAUAAAAAAGAAAAACAAUUUAAAUGUGACAUAUGUGGUAAGGUCUUCAAUAAAAAAUCAAACCUUGGGAGUCAUCGGAGAAUCCAUGCUAGAGAGAAAUCUUACAAGUGUAAUGUAUGUUGCAAGGUCUUCAAUAACAUUUCACAUCUUGUACAACAUCAGAGAAUCCAUACUGGAGAGAAACCUUACAAAUGUAAUGAAUGUGGCAAGGUCUUCAAUCAGAUUUCACACCUUGCACGACAUCGGAGAAUUCACACUGGAGAGAAACCUUACAAAUGUAAUGAAUGUGGAAAGGUAUUCCAUCAAAUUUCACACCUUGCACGACACAGAACAAUUCACACUGGAGAGAAACCUUUUAAAUGUAAUGAAUGUGGCAAAAUGUUUAGUCGAAAUUCAUACCUUGUUCAACAUCUGAUAAUCCACACAGGAGAGAAACCACACAAAUGUAAUGAGUGUGGAAAGGUCUUUAAUCAUAUUUCACACCUUACACAACAUCAAAGAAUUCACACUGGAGAGAAACCUUACAAAUGUAAUGAAUGUGACAAGGUCUUCAGUCAUAAGUCAUCCCUAGCAAAUCAUUGGAGGAUUCAUACUGGAGAGAAACCUUUCAAAUGUAAUACAUGUGGCAAGGUCUUCAGUCGCAAUUCAUACCUUGCUAGACAUCUAGUAAUUCAUACUGGAAAGAAACCUUAUAAAUGUAAUGAAUGUGGCAAGCUGUUCAGUCAAAAUUCACACCUUGCAAAUCAUCAAAGAAUACAUACUGGAGAGAAACCUUAUAAGUGUAAUGAAUGUGGCAAAGUCUUUAGUCAAAAUUCAUAUCUCGUAUGCCAUCGGAGAAUUCAUACUGGGGAGAAACCUUGUAAAUGUAAUGAAUGUGGAAAGGUUUUCAGUCUAAACUCAUCCUUACACACCAUCGGAGAAUUCAUAUUGGAAAGAAACCUUGAAAAUGUAACAAGUGUGGCCAGACCUUUACUGUGCAUGCAAGCCUUACUGACCAUCAUCUCCAUACCAGCGAAGCCUUUUAAAUAUAAGGAACUUGGCAGGGUUUUCAUUGACAAUUGAUACUUUGAACAUCAGGGAUUUUAUGCUGGAGAGACAUCUUAUUAAUGUGACAAGGUAAUCUAUAUAAUUAAUGUAGGAAGGUAUUUUCUCAGAAUUAAAGACUUGGAGGGCAUUAAGUAAUUCACACUAGCAGGGAACUUUGCAAGUGUGAUCAAGACCAGUCUGGGCAACAUGAUAAGAUUCUGUUCCCAUAAAAAAAAAAAAAAUUAGCUGGAUGUGGUUGUGCAAGCCUUUAGUCCCAGCUCCUGGGAGGCUAUAUCAGGAGAUUCUCUUGAGUCUGGGAUUUGGAGGUUUCAAUGAACUAUGAUGAUACCACUUCAUUCCGUUCACUCUCUCAAAAAUUUAAAAAGAGGCUCGGUGCCUGUGGCUAAAGUGGCUAAGGCACCAGCCACAUACACCUGAGCUGGAGGGUUCAAAUCCAGCCUGGGUCCGCCAAACAACAAUGAUGGCUCCAACCAAAAGAAAAAAAAUAGCCAGGCAUUGUGGUGGGCGCCUGUAGUCCCAGCUAUUUGGGAGGCCGAGGCAGGAGACUUGCUUGAGCCAAGGAGUUGGAGGUUGCUGUGAGCUGUGAUGCCACAGCACUCUACCUAGGGCAACAGCUUGAGGCUCUGUCUAAAAAAAAAAAAAAAAUUU